ACACACCAUGCUAUACAGCAGAACAGAACUGACUGAACAACUUUCAGUUACCAAUUAAUACACCCUUUAAUUUCACAGAGGAGUUGAAGUUAAACUAACACAAUGUUAAACUGGGGCCCGGUGGUUGUGACGGUGGUGCUGUACGUGCUGUUAACGCCGGGGCUGUUAUUUCAGGUACCUGGUCGCUCAAGGUGCGUCGAGUUUGGGAACUUUCAGACAAGUGCUGCUGCCGUACUUGUUCAUUCUCUCCUCUACUUUGGUCUUGUCUGUGUUUUCUUGAUCGCCAUUAAGGUCCACUUUUACAUGGGCUAGCUAACUACAAUGCCUGCCAAAUCAGUAUAGUGUUUUUUUUUCUUUUCAUUUGGGUCUAGAAUUAAUUAAUUCAUCUUUCUUUGUAGCAUUUGUGUUCACAAAAAUAUUAGGUGAACAUUCCUUUUUUACGGACAUUCUAAAGACAUACACACUAGCUGCGGUUUGCGGUUAAAAACUACUAGAAUUGCAUAUGUCAAUAGUAUGUUGAUAAAAAAGUGAAUGUUUACCUAUCAUAGCUGUGUUGUUCUCAACCGUUCGCUUUAAGUUCAUGGUUUUGCUAUGUACAAGUUCUUGUAGCAUGUAAUGGCAACAACUGAAGUUAAUUAUUUGUACUCUUUAGUUUA
Molecule: messenger RNA, 656 nt
Organism: Lotus japonicus
Lineage: Eukaryota; Viridiplantae; Streptophyta; Magnoliopsida; Fabales; Fabaceae
Exons: 1
Coding region: 103-312 (69 amino acids)
Source: RefSeq, a predicted model, not a curated record